Molecule: messenger RNA, 715 nt
Organism: Trichoplusia ni (cabbage looper)
Lineage: Eukaryota; Metazoa; Arthropoda; Insecta; Lepidoptera; Noctuidae
Gene: Roc2
Product: RING-box protein 2
Exons: 2
Coding region: 103-438 (111 amino acids)
Biological process (GO): ubiquitin-dependent protein catabolic process; protein ubiquitination
Cellular component (GO): Cul5-RING ubiquitin ligase complex; nucleus
Molecular function (GO): zinc ion binding; ubiquitin protein ligase activity; cullin family protein binding
Source: RefSeq, a predicted model, not a curated record
UCAGUGACAGUUUAGGUGUGUUGUGUUGACACUUGUCUUUCUAUAAUAAGUAAAUAAACAAAGUAAAGUUAAAUUCGUGAACCGUUCGAUUUAUUAAUUAAGAUGUCUGGAGAAGAUUAUGAUGGUUUGGAUCGCGGAGAUAAUGACGGCCAGAAACCAGAUAAAAUGUUUACUUUGAAAAAGUGGAAUGCUGUAGCCAUGUGGAGUUGGGAUGUCGAGUGUGAUACCUGUGCUAUUUGCCGCGUUCAAGUUAUGGAUGCCUGUCUGCGCUGCCAGGGCGAGAGCAAGAAGGAUUCGUACGGCAAACAGGACUGCGUCGUGGUCUGGGGUGAAUGUAACCACAGCUUCCAUUUCUGCUGUAUGUCGUUAUGGGUGAAGCAGAACAAUCGGUGCCCCCUCUGUCAGCAAGAAUGGUCGAUACAGCGUAUGGGGAAAUAGAUUGUCAAGCAAUUAGGCAACUGUAAAAAUAUAUGUUUCAAGAAUUAUAUAAACUAGAAAAAUCUGUGCAGUACAUGUUUAAUGGACGGUAGCUAUUUUUGUUGCCUGUUAUACUCUUUUAUUAACACUGCAGCCGUCGUAAUAAACACGGCUCUAGUUUAACGUAAUCGAUACUUUCAUCUUUAAUUAACAUUUUCUUUAAGUUUCAAUGUUUUAUAUUCGUAAAAGCAUCCUAGUAAAAGAAUUAUAGGUACUAAUAAACUUCUUAUUAUAUUAU